ACAGCAGAGUGGAGUACUAUCAGCAGAGAUUCUGUGACCCACACAACCUAAAAUAUUUACUUUUAGGCCCACUCUAGAAAAGGUUUGCUGAUCCUUGAUUUAGAUCGUGAGAAGGGACAAGAGAAAAUCAUUUCUGUCAGGAAGACUUUUAUUCCAGGGUUAGUACAGCAGUUUGGAACAAAAGAAGGAGAUGCAAGAGAUACUUCAAAGGAGGAGUAAACUGGCCAGUGACAUGAGAUCAUCCAGAGCCCGACUGCUUGAACUCUUCACUGAUGUGAGCUGUAAUCCAGAAAUGAUGAAGAACGCAGCAGAUUCCUAUUUUUCACUUUUACAAGGUUUCAUCAGUUCCUUGGAUGGAUCCUCCCAAGAAAGCAAGUUACGAUAUAUUCAGAAUUUCAAGUGGACUGAUACAUUACAAGGACAGGUUCCCAGUGCCCAGCAGGAUGCUGUUUUUGAAUUAAUUUCCAUGGGAUUUAAUGUAGCUUUAUGGUAUACCAAAUAUGCUUCAAGACUGGCUGGAAAAGAAAACAUAACAGAAGAUGAAGCAAAAGAAGUCCAUCGAAGCCUAAAAACUGCAGCAGGGAUUUUUAAACAUUUAAAGGAAAGUCAUAUCCCAAAGCUCAUCACGCCUGCAGAGAAGGGCAGGGAUUUAGAGGCACGGCUCCUAGAAGCUUACGUCGUCCAGUGUCAGGCGGAAGCUCAAGAAGUAACGAUCGCCCGGGCAAUCGAGCUGAAACACGCGCCCGGGCUGAUUGCCGCGCUGGCGUAUGAAACGGCCAACUUCUAUCAAAAAGCCGGUGAGUUCCUAAUUCUCCUCUUCCUUAGAAGUUUGGCUUUUAUUCGGCAGAUGAUUGGGACCCAUGGAAAGCAGAAAGCAUCAUUUGGGGAGAGAAUGAAUGAGGAUUUGUUUCUUUAUCAGGCUUACUGUUAUCACGGUCAAACUUUGUUGGCUAGUGAUAAAUGUGGCGAAGCGAUCCGGUCUCUCCAAGAAGCAGAAAAAUUUUAUGCAAAGGCAGAAGUACUGUGCAAAGAAUACGGAGAAACCAAAGGACCUGGGCCAACGGUCAGACCCUCAGGACACUUAUUCUUUAGGAAGCUUGGCAGUCUGGUGACGAACACCCUAGAGAAGUGUCAGAGAGAGAACGGGUUCAUUUACUUUCAAAAAAUCCCAACAGAAGCCCCACAGCUGGAACUCAAGGCGAACUACGGCCUCGUAGAGCCUGUACCUUUUGAAUUUCCUCCGACAAGUGCUCAAUGGACACCGGAAACACUGGCCGCAUUUGAUCUCACCAAAAGACCCAAGGAUGACAGCACCAAACCCAAAGCCGAAGACGCAGUGAAGCCUGUCAGAGAACCAGAUAUCAAACCUCAGAAGGACACGGGGUGCUCCGUCGCCUAAACCUGAUAAAAUGUGCACUUCGAAUUUCUCUACCACUAGAUAAGAUAAACCCUGGGACUUCAUAUUUCCUGGAAUGUUUUCUCUGAAGCCUGUAGAACGAUUUAGUACAUUCAGAGGGACUCUGCUUCCGUUUAUUUGUUCUCAGUUUUUAAUAUAGUAGAGAUGUCUCAUG
Suricata suricatta (meerkat) is the source of this 1571-nucleotide messenger RNA. RefSeq names its product BRO1 domain and CAAX motif containing (gene BROX). NCBI's taxonomy places the organism in Eukaryota, Metazoa, Chordata, Mammalia, Carnivora, Herpestidae. The record is from RefSeq and is a predicted model, not a curated record. The transcript is spliced from 12 exons. The coding region runs from base 191 to 1399 and encodes 402 amino acids.